GAACUUCCUGAAACAAUAAUUCAUAAAACUGUAUGAACGGUUUUAUAAGAAGAUUUUUAUUUACAUCGCAUUAUUCCCAAUAUUACAAAACAACCACAGAUGAAUAUAUAUAUACUAGAAAACAACUGUAAUAAUAAGGACACGGUUUCGAAACACGUCACGACAAGACGAGCGGUCUGUUGUCGGGCGAAUAUCUAUUCACAAACGCCGUUCGCUGUCCGUCUGUGUAUUUAUGAAUUAUUAUACAUAAAUAAAAUAUACAGGGACCUGAUCUGUGGUUGUUUUGUACGGGCUACGCCCCAUACGUUUUAUAACGGUUUUUGCUUUCGUUAAAAGAGGAUGCUUAGUAAGCUGAAUUUGUAUAAUUGAAGAAGCGCUUGAAGAAGUUGUAUUUUCAUUUAGACUAAUCUAUCCCACUAGGCAGCCAGUCAAACAUAUGAAAUCGUUUGGGUGCCUAGUGGGAACGCUUAUUCUGAAUGAAAAUACGACUUCUUCAUCCCACUAAUUUGGUUUUAAUGAAAUAUUUUUUUAGGUAUUUGGCGUCAGGACUUUCCUAUGAAGAUCUUCAUUUUAGUUAUCGAAUUGGCAAAUCAACCAUUUCCACCAUCGUAGUAGAAGUGACGCAAAGUAUAUGGAAUAAUUUAUAUGAAGAAUUUAUGCCACUUCCUAAUAAGGAAGAAGAGUGGUUAAAGAUAGCAAGUGGAUUUAAUGAAAAGGCCAAUUUCCCUCACUGCCUUGGAGCAGUUGACGGGAAGCAUAUUAGGCUUCGAAAGCCGUCAAAUAGUGGUUCAGUAUAUAUGAACUACAAAGAUUUCUUUUCAAUAGUGUUAUUAGCAGUCGUAGAUUCAGAUUAUCGAUUCGUUUACGUCAGUGUAGGUUCCUAUGGAAAAGAAUGCGACUCAUCAAUAUUUAAAGAGUCAAGUUUUUGGAAAAUGUUGACAGAAGGCCGUUUGAAUAUACCCGAACCAAGGCCUUUAUUUACAGAAUCAGAAGUUCAAGUUCCUUACGUAAUUAUUGGCGACGAGGGAUUUGGUUUACACACACAUUUAUUAAGACCUUUUGGUGGAACGCAUCUUGACAGAGGUAAACGAAUAUUUAAUUAUCGUUUAACCAGAGCGAGAAGAUACGUGGAAUGUGCGUUUGGCAUUCUAGCAAAUAAGUGGAGAAUUUUACAUAGACCCAUAGACCUUAAACGAGAAACAGCUAUUUCAGUAGUGAAAGCUUGUACUGUCCUCCACAAUUUGAUUAUAAAAAAGGAGGGAAUUGAAUUAGAAAAAGAAUUUAAUUUUGAAAAUUUACUACCCCAGGAAGUAUCACCGAGUGUCGGAACUGGCAAUUCAAUGAGAAAUGAAUUUAUGACCUACUUUCUAUCAGAAACUGGAUCAGUACCAUGGCAAGACAACAAAAUAUAGGCAGUAUAGAUUUGUAUUUAAAAUUUUCUCAAUAAAAACUUACC
Molecule: messenger RNA, 1456 nt
Organism: Spodoptera frugiperda (fall armyworm)
Lineage: Eukaryota; Metazoa; Arthropoda; Insecta; Lepidoptera; Noctuidae
Exons: 1
Coding region: 477-1412 (311 amino acids)
Source: RefSeq, a predicted model, not a curated record